CUUUCCCCGUACUUGGCAAACUCUUGGAGGAUAUUGAAAGUCUAGCAAGAUUUUUAUUUGAAAGCUGCUUCCACAGAAAUUGCUGGUAAAUCUGGUCCCCUUGGCUAUACUAAAGAAUGACACAGUAGCGGAGCAGAAAGAUCGAUUUCGCUUGGAUCAAUUUCAAAGCUCGAACAUUCUUUUGUGUUGGUAGUUUGAAUACAAAUUCUUUGUCUCUGUAAAUAACAGCUUCUUUCGAUGAGUUUUGUAUGUGUGCUGGGUAUGCAUGAAGUUGGCUGGGAAGGUGAUAGAUACACUCCUGUCGAAAAGAAUGCAACUUUGGCCAAAACAACAAAGGGAACAGCAUCUCCGGUGACUACGAACGGCUAUGACCUAUCCAACGGUAAUGGCGUGAACGGGGACGUGGCUAGCUACCUCUUUGAACGGCAAGGCGUCGCAACGAGCUUCACGAAAUCGGUCACGAUGGACGAGAAUACAUUUGCUGGCAAACACUGGGCCGUCAACGAGAAAUCGGAAAACACAAACAAUAAUGUUUCUGAUCUGGAAGAAAACUUUCAAGGAAUGAGUAUGAAUGAUGAGAAGGAGCCAAAAGCCAAUAUGCAAGAGAUUGCGUCAACGGCAAAAAAUCUUUGGCCUGAGGGUGACGAAGAGGCUGACGGGAAUGGCAUGUUCAAUGAACCAUGGGAUUCCAACAAUUUGUUGCCGUCCGUACCUCGGGUGACGUCAGAACAUGCGAUAUCGCAGCCAAUCAACAUGGCUAGACCUGUGAACGGCCGAAACUAUAACGGGGUGGACCAGCACGGCGUCUUGUCGCCGCGUUCGACGGACGGCGUGGGUAUGAGUGUAGCUGAGUUUGUUCUUGGGUCGUCGCCAGGCGUUGUCGAUAUUGAAGCACAGUUAACAAAAAUGAAAGCUAGGAUGAAUCUACCGGAGAAAGACGAGAAGGAAUUGAAACCAGAGGUCUCCAUUGCAAACCAGGCCGAACAUUCGAGGUUACCGUUUGAAGAUGAGACCGCUGAUGAAGUGAGAAGUCUUUUGAAACGUGAACAAAAGAACAAGUCACCUCAGCCGGUACAGAGACCGCCGCCUGAUGAAAAACCUCUCAAUUUUAGCCGCACACCUGGAAGCCGGCAGUCCUCUCCGGCAGAGCAACAAGCCUUUGCCGACGCUCAACCAAACCAGGUCCCAACAACAAAACCGUCGACGCCCGUCAAACCACUCGCCAAGCCAGAUGCCAACGAUCAAAUCCUGAUGGACCCUUUGGAGAGCAAUAAUUUCGAUAAUUUUCCAAUGAACUAUGGGAACGCACUCCAGAACGACAUGGUCGUCAGCGCUUCGUCAUAUUUCAACGGUCAGCCGGUGCAAAUGGUUGCCUCGCAACGAUCACAACAGCAGAUAGCCAUGGCGGCACAACAGCAGCAACAACAACAGCAACAACAACUCGGUAUGCAGUCGACGGCAUACCCCGGGAAUUCGUAUUUCAUCGCGGCUUCCCCCACCCAAGAUCCGUACGGGGGCGUCCCCAUGGCUACCGUCCCCAGCCCCGGUCAGGCGCAACAGGUGGUUCACCCACAGUACCAGGCAACCUACAACGCUGUGCCCUGGGGCGUGUACCAGCCAUCGAGCACAGGGCAGUUUGCUGUGCAGCAGCAACAAGCGCAGCUCCUCAGAGCCACGCCCAGUUCAGGUCGACCAGCCGGGAGUGAAGUAAUACCACAACAGCAAAACACGCUGUCGCUCGGCAAUUAUCAGCUGCUUGCAGCCCCAGGAGCCUCGUUGAACAUCGGUAAUGCGUACUACGAUCAGUCGGGGAACGUCGUCGUCGGAACAGCCCAGGGCCUCGCGACUGCGCAGAUCGCCAACCAGUCCGUCCGUAUGAUCCAGCCGUUGAUGAUCAACGACGUAGGACAAGCGAGUGGCCGCGUUGCCAACGCUCCCAAUGGUCUGCGGUUGUUCAGCCAACCCCAGGGUCAGCAGCAGUUGACGGCGAUUGGUAACCAAGGAUCGUUGGGGUACCUCACGCAAAGCUCCCCGGGCAACGCCAUGUCGGGCUUGCAGCUUAGCAACGGGGGCGUGAUCAACAACGUCGGAGGGACGUCCGGGAACUUGGGGAGCAUUGGAGGUGGUGCUGGUCAACCCGAGGGACUGAUGAGCGACCUCGGCCGACGUCAGCCUGUGCCAAUGUAUGGUGCAUCCAGCCCUCUUGGUAGUAUAUCGGUCAGUUCACAGCCGCAACCCAUUGGUAUUCCAGAACUACAAACACCACCCUUGAGCAGUGGAUUUCACGUUGGUAGCCCUAUUGGUAGUGGUAUGUCACAGUACAUGCCGUCCCCUGCACCUGGCAGUGAUCGAAAAUACACCAGCGCUUUGAACGGCCUCUCGAGUGCAGGGUUGUACAGCGGUAGUCCACUAUCCUCGAGCGCGUUUCGUGGAAGUCGCCUGAAAGAGUCCAGCCGUAGCAGGCUGUUGGAAGACUUCAGAAAUAACCGCUUUCCAAAUAUCCAGCUUCGAGAUCUCGCCAACCACAUCGUCGAAUUCUCGCAGGAUCAACACGGAUCUCGUUUUAUACAGCAGAAACUGGAGCGCGCCUCGCCGAACGAGAAGCAGAUGGUCUUUAACGAGAUUCUCCCCGCCGCCUACAACCUCAUGACGGAUGUGUUUGGGAAUUACGUCAUACAGAAGUUCUUCGAGUUUGGCAACAGAGAACAGAAGCAACAUCUCGCGAACUGCAUUCAAGGUCACGUGCUGCCCCUGGCGUUGCAGAUGUACGGCUGUCGUGUCAUCCAGAAAGCCUUGGAGUGUAUUCCCGCUGACCAACAGAAGGAACUUGUUAGAGAACUGGAUGGUUAUGUGUUGAAAUGCGUAAAGGAUCAGAAUGGAAAUCACGUUGUCCAGAAAUGCAUUGAAUGUGUCGACCCAGUCUACCUGCAUUUCGUCAUCAUUGCUUUCAAGGGACAGGUUGUAACGCUAUCAACCCAUCCUUAUGGUUGCCGCGUGAUUCAACGUAUCCUUGAACAUUGCAACCAGGAACAAACCUCCCCGAUCCUCGAAGAACUCCACGAUAACAUCGAGAGACUGGUGCAGGACCAGUAUGGCAAUUACGUCAUUCAACACGUCCUUGAACAUGGCACUUACGAAGACAAAAGCAAAAUAGUCAUGCAACUCAAGGGGAAUAUUGUACUGCUUAGUCAGCAUAAAUUUGCAAGCAAUGUUGUGGAGAAGUGCAUCACGCAUGCGUCGCGGCCAGAUCGUGCAAUUCUUAUUGAAGAAGUUUGUAACAGCACCGAUGGACCACAAAGUGGUUUAUUUAGCAUGAUGAAGGAUCAAUUUGCAAAUUAUGUCGUUCAAAAAAUGAUCGACGUUGCCGAAGCGCCCCAGAGGAAGCUCCUCAUUGUGAAAAUACGACCAUAUGUCGCGACCCUAAAGAAAUACACGUAUGGAAAACACAUUUUGGCCAAGCUGGAGAAAUAUAUGAUCAAACCCGGCUUGGAGUAUUCGCCGUUUGGAAACACGUUGCUAUGACAACGUAAUCGCCCGGGGGCACCCCCCAUCCCUCCCAACCUAUAUAGGGAGAGUGGGGACCCAUUCAAAGAGGUGCCCCCAUGUCGGCCAGUGCAAAGCUACUGGCCUUCACUGUGUACAACGCUAACCUGACGAAUUUUUACGACAUAGCACAGUUUUUAUCUCUCGUGUAAUGAUAAUGCUCGUGGUGCCAAAUGAUGUAUAAUGCGGUUGUAUGUUUGUAACUAGGCAACAGUGUGUAUUAUUUGUGGGUCGACGAUUUUUAAACCUUGAUUCAAUCUCGCCCCGGCCUUAAUAAUUUGUAUUUAGUGUAAGAAUGUUAAUAUGGCACUACCAUCGUUGUAUAGCCGUUAUAUAGAUAGUGUGUAGACAAAGUAAAGGUGCAGAAAUCUUUGGCCUAAAGUUAUCUAUGAAGAUUUUAUACCCCAAAAUUAUCAGUUAAAUUAGCUAGGUUUUCUCCUUUCGUGGCAAAAUUCAGAGAUUCUAAACAUCAAAACAGCAAUAUUUUUAGAAACAAGCCACAGGGUGCAUAAAGACCCGACUUUAAAAAUUCCAAGAAUUCCACAAUAAUGUGAAUUUCUUGGGAAUUAUAAACACUAUUUCUUUAUCAUGUUCGUCAUAGAUUGGACAGGCGUGGAAAGAUUUACAAAUAUCGUUUACUUAAAACCAUCACAAAUGAAAAUUGUAUAUUACAAACUGUCGAAAUUAGAUGUUUAUAAGUUAUAAAAAGCGACUUCUUCAAUUAAAAAAAGCCUGCACAAAAUUUGCACUGUAUUAUAUUUUUGUAAAUGAAAAUGCUAUUAUAAAUUGGUUUUAAUUAUAACUUUCCUUGUUUAAUAACUGUGUGAAAAAGAGUAAUAACGCCAAAGAUUUUUAAACCUUUCGUAAUUAUUUCCCCUCCCCCCAUGGUAUAAUUUGUAAAAGUGUGUAACAAUUAUUUAGCAACCAAUGAAGUGUGAUAUGAAAAUUUCAAUUUGUACAAACGAUGUACAUUUGUGCAUAAUUUAGGAUUUUUGAGGAUAUGUAAGGUAAUCUAUGGACCUCGCUGUACAAUAUGUAUUCAAUUGUGUAGACAACAAUCUAACUCAACUGCUGCAGAAUAUUUAAGUCGUCCAACUCACGGGUUAUUUUGGGAUAAGAAUUUUUUCUGACAUUUGAAGAACAGCGGAAAAAAUUCAUUUUGGAAACAGUACGGGGUAACUUAGGGUAAUUGAGUCCUGUGAGCUGGAUGGUUUAAAAACUUUGCAUGUAGCAAUAAUUUUUUGACUAUAAUAUCGUAUAUAAUCUGUGCAUAUGUUAAUUUGAAUAGUUGAUAAAUAUACUGUAAAAGAAUGUGAAUAGUAUGCUUGUCUAAACUUUGUAAACACAUUAUUGGGAAUAUUUUAGCCGAAUCAAAUGCUAUUUUUUGUAAAACUUUCAUAAAUAGUUCCUUGUCGCAUUGGAAAUUAUUUGGAACGAACUGUUCACCUCACACAGGUGAAAUUAUGCCGUUAUUCUUCUGUGAACCUCGGUUGAAUAGCCUAAAAUACUUUGUUAAUCUCAGCAAAGUUUUGCCAUCUUCAACAAAACUGUUAAUAAUUAAAUAAUUUGAUUUGAUUUUUCUGGAGAAUUAAUUUAUUUUAAUUCCAAGUGUUUUUGUACAAUACCCCUAAACUUCCUGGUUGACUAGUAUUGACCAAUUUUUCGGUUCCAAAUCAUUUUCCGUGCGAUAUAAUUAAUAUUGAUUCUAUUCUAUGAUUCUAAUACAAUAAUUUAGCAUACUUCAGAUGGACGUAAUUGACACUGGUGACUAAUUAAAGUAUUCUAAUUAAGGACUUGGAAUUGUUUCUUCAUCCAAGGACCGUCAGUAAUUUGUUACAGUUGUGUAGUUCAGGCAUCGCGUUCUCGGGGGGUAGAUCUCGAGUUUUUUGGUGCCUGUAGGUUUAAGGUAGUGUGUAGCGAAUGAAGAUAGAUAGUUUAUCAGUUUUCAAUGAAAUGUAAUAUUUCCCGUAUAUGGGUAAUUAAUAAAAAUCAACUGCAAGUCCUUGUGUAUU
This is a messenger RNA of Dendronephthya gigantea, 5555 nucleotides long. Its product is annotated as pumilio homolog 2-like. The record is from RefSeq and is a predicted model, not a curated record. Gene Ontology annotation, molecular function: mRNA 3'-UTR binding. Gene Ontology annotation, biological process: post-transcriptional regulation of gene expression. Gene Ontology annotation, cellular component: cytoplasm. Lineage: Eukaryota; Metazoa; Cnidaria; Anthozoa; Malacalcyonacea; Nephtheidae. The transcript is spliced from 11 exons. The coding region runs from base 238 to 3522 and encodes 1094 amino acids.